Messenger RNA from Rasamsonia emersonii CBS 393.64, 3579 nucleotides. Its product is annotated as Ubiquitin conjugating enzyme. Gene Ontology annotation, molecular function: NAD+ poly-ADP-ribosyltransferase activity. The record is from RefSeq and is a predicted model, not a curated record. NCBI's taxonomy places the organism in Eukaryota, Fungi, Ascomycota, Eurotiomycetes, Eurotiales, Trichocomaceae. The transcript is spliced from 2 exons. The coding region runs from base 1 to 3579 and encodes 1192 amino acids.
AUGCCUCGAAAAGACUUUCUAAGGGACCUCGAACGGGCACGCCGCCCGGGGUGGUUCCCGCGCCUCAGUGAUGUGAGGGCUGGUGAAGACGACGGUUCAAUUUGCUUCACUUAUACUGCAGGCUCUGGGAGCCCUGUCAAGAUCGACAUUCAAGCUCUUAUAUCAGAUGUCUCCCAGUACCCGCAUAACCACGAAUAUUUUGUGUUCUCGACCUCUGACAAUGUUCCUUCUGCUAUAGCAAGCAGUCUGGAAGAGGUACAGCCCAAGAUGGCAGGUUUACCUGUGAUGGACUUCCUCGGCGUUUUGAGCGAUGUGAUUGAAAAUGGCCGCUCGCCGGAUCGGAAUCUCCAUGUCAGAUCCCGGCGCGCCGGUGAGAAUGGCAGGAAUAAGAUUCAUAGCGAUUCUUUAUCUGAAGAUGGGACGGAUUGGGAGUUCUCGAUUCAAGAUCAUAUCGAUGGACAUCCAUCGGAUGACGAAUUACUUCCUCCGACUGGCAAUGACUCUGAACUGAAAGCAAAGCUCCGACACGAUCUCUGCGCUGCAAAGGCUGCCGGGUUCAAAGUCGGGUACCUGGGCGACUUAACUGGAUCAGUCAUUGUCUCAGUCUCUUGCCGUAUUGCAAAACUUGGGAUCUCUGACGAAGCCAUGCAAGCCUGGGGUGUUCAUUCCAAUCAGUACCUAGUGCUAUUGAUCCGUUAUCCCCGCCAAUACCUAGAUUUCUACCAGAUCCUUCACGAGGAGUCGAGAGUGGGCAAGUUGUUGGUGCAAAUGCACGUUGGUCUAUGCGACUCAUACAAGCCAAGUCUUGCCAGUGCCCUCCAAGCGUUCAUGCCCUUUGCAAACUCUCUUCACGAUCAGCAAAGCCUUCCACAUGAGACAGAUAACUGUCGAAAGUUGGAUCCCUUGUUUAUUGAUAGACCGCUUCAAACUCUUCUCAAUGAACGUUUUGUCAAGAUUGUGAGUUAUAGAUACACAUUCGGUUUCUCGUGGGCAGGCGCGGAACUCUACUUCAACAACAGCCAAGGGAAGUUGCUAGACUCUGAAGAGAUAGCGGGUGAAGAGUACUUUGCACCAGAGGAUUGGGGCAGCUCAGCUCCGAGAUUCCUUGCUGCCGACCACAUGUCGGACACGUUUCCUCCUGCUCGCUUGUCUUUCCCUCUGCUGGCUAUGCAAUUCACGCUCCGCCACUUUGUGAAAUGUACGGAGUUCUGUCUCAUCUGUCACUGUAAAACCGAGGCAGGUUUUGAAGCCCUCAAGCCAUAUGUUUGCUCAAAACCCUUAUGCCUCUAUCAGUACAUGGCGCUUGGGAUGGGUCACAGUCUCGAAUGGGAGAUACUAUCGCAGCCAUAUGUGGUUGACUUGCUUAUCAGCUUCACGUAUAGCAGCGCACUAGACGGUCGUCUCAACGAUUUCCCCACUGGUCUCGGAUUGAAGGUCCCUCCAGUUGCCGAGUGUGGCCGUGACUUCAUCCAGAUGUUCCACAAUCAAGUCUCAUAUUCGUCCUUAAUACCCGAUAUGCGGGCCCCCAGUUCAUAUGCGGCCGAUCUAGAUCCCAACGAAAUGAAGCUUGUUUUUCAGAUGGCUACCCGAGAACCCUCUGUUCGCCCUGGUGACUGGAUUGUCGUCAUCGGCCGUGAGCUGGGCGGCAAGGUCCUGCCUCAAAGUCAUUGGCAUUGUCGCGUGAAGAGUACGGAGGACUGGCCCUCUGUCCAACUUGGGAGUCCGGUCAUUCGAGGGAUCCCUCCAGAUCAGAGGCAGGAUCAAAAGCGAGAAGGAGGAAACCAGUUUGAGUCGGUGGUAUUCUUCGUCUAUGACCAGAACUUUGACAAUCUUGACAUAGUAGAGAAGAGGAAGGCGAUAAGGAUGCUUUUGGACACGCUUCCCGACGUUGAUACGAUGAAGGCUUAUCUGACCGGCAGCGGGAACGAUUCCGAUCGGCUUCUUUCGUCUUGGAAGGACCGAAUUUCCGGGUCUGCUCUCGACGUGCUGCGAUGGAUUGUGGCGUCAAACAGGUCGUGCAUCAUGCAAGACGAUGACAUUGACCCCAACAGCAAUUCGGCCGCCAAUGACAACCUGGUUUCCGGUAUGGAGGGCUACAUGCAAUUCCGAUUUGCGCAAGGAGCGCCGGACAAGGAGCAAAGAUUCGUCGACGCGGUCAAUUCCACCGUUUCUCGUCUCAAGCCGAAAUAUCCGACUCUUUUUGCCUGGCACGGAAGCCCCCUCUCCAAUUGGCACGGCAUCGUGAGGGAAGGUCUUCACUUUAAACAGAGACUGCACGGUCGCGCAUACGGAGAUGGCGUCUAUAUGAGCACGGAUUUUAGGACCUCUCUUGGCUAUUGUGGGUAUUCGAAUUACAGACAAUGGCCAAACAGCAAAUUGAGGAUCACUAUGGCCAUUUCGCUCAAUGAAGUGGUCAAUGCACCAUCGGAGUUUGUGUGCAACAAGCCACAUUUUGUGGUCAAUCAGCUGGACUGGAUUCAGCCAAGAUAUCUCUUUGUGAAAUGUGAUACUGGCGGGAACAACAAUGGACAUCCGACUCGACACGCCGCAGAGAAGCAGCGACCCUCUGCUGUCUACGAACAAAAUCCCAAGUACCCAGUCAUUGGACCGACAGGACCAGUUGAUAUCCCAAUCACGGCUCUCAGCCAACGCCGGCGCGAGGCCUAUGAAGCCUAUACGGAAAACAAGGCGACACCCACAAAAAGCAAGAAGCGGAAGUCUGGGCGCAAGGCGGCCACCCAAGAUGCGGAUGCGGACAGCGUUGAGACUGACAAUGAGGAUCUCCUGAUUCUGCUUUCGGACACUGAAGACAAGAAGGAAGGAGAAAAAGAAGAAGACAAGGAGGUGGGUCAGACAAUCAUCAAGCCCACUAAAGGCAAAUUGCCAAAGCUGUUACUCUCCUGCAAGAAAAAGAUCACCGCCGCCGCCAACUCGACUCCAAAAACCGAUUUCCGGCCCGGAACCUUGAGCGAGUCGUCACUGAAGCUCCUCGCACCGCCGAAAUACGCGACCAGUUCGGCGACCAAAACCCUCCAACAGCAUCUCCAGACGACGCUGAAGAUCCAGGAGACGCAGCCCCUGCACGAGCUGGGGUGGUAUAUCGACCCGAACCUGAUCACGACGGUGUACCAGUGGAUCGUAGAGCUGCACACGUUCGAGCCAAACCUCCCGCUGGCCAAGGACCUGAAAGCGGCCGGGCUGCACAGCGUCGUGCUCGAGAUGCGGUUCCCCAAGGACUUCCCCAUGUCGCCGCCGUUUGUGCGGGUCAUCCGGCCGCGGUUUCUCGAAUUCCAGCGCGGCGGCGGCGGCCACGUCACGGCCGGAGGGGCGCUGUGUAUGGAACUGCUCACAAACUCGGGCUGGUCACCGGCGUCGUCGAUCGAAAGCGUCCUGCUGCAGGUGCGCCUGGCGCUGUCCAGCACGGACCCAUUCCCUGCGCGCCUCGAGGAGGGCCAGAAGAAAGGCAAGGGUCUGCCGAAGGAGUACUCGGUCGCCGAAGCGGUUGACGCGUACCUGCGAGCCUGUCGCAGGCACGGUUGGGAGGUUCCCCCGGAUUUUCAACGCAUGUCCUGGGGUUAA